Messenger RNA from Oncorhynchus gorbuscha (pink salmon), 5283 nucleotides. It is a transcript of the gene d2hgdh, whose product is annotated as D-2-hydroxyglutarate dehydrogenase. Bases 353 to 1975 code for a protein of 540 amino acids. The record is from RefSeq and is a predicted model, not a curated record. Lineage: Eukaryota; Metazoa; Chordata; Actinopteri; Salmoniformes; Salmonidae. Gene Ontology annotation, cellular component: mitochondrion. Gene Ontology annotation, molecular function: catalytic activity; FAD binding. The transcript is spliced from 10 exons.
GCUGUCCCGGAUGUAAACAAUAUAUUGACCACAACAAUCUUGACGUUGUAGUUUAAUCUGCCCUUGAACUUUGUGACAGAUAGCUAUAUUUGCGACAUUAUACGACAUUAAUAGAGACACGUGCAUCCAACAACGUUCCCCGACUGGUUGGUAGCAAACGUUAUACGAAGUAACGUUAACAUUUUUUAGCUUGCUAUAUCCACAUCUUGUAUUUUUCGGUGGUUGACGUGUAAAGUUGCAGUGCUGUUGCUUUCAAGGAAAACGUCGUCCAUCUAAUGAGAAUGGUGCACAUUCUAAGAAUUUAAGAAAAGCACAAACACUACAGUGACAGGCAUCCGCUCUCUCCCCAGCCAUGGCUGGUCUCUUCCACAGAAGGUUGCGUCUGAGGACUGCUCUCAGGUGGAUGAGUCCCCUCAGCACUGCCUCACCUCCAGCCGUAGUCAGAACUUUACCCCCAGGCUUUAGCAGCGGCCUGCUCCAGACACCCAGGCCCGUGUCUUGUGGCGUCCGCUGUCGGGAGCUCCAUGCUGGGGAAGAGAGACCCACCCCGUCACCCACAGCUGCCCCAGAGAGGAGGCCUUUCUCCAGGGUAACUCCAGAGGACAUGGCCUUCUUCAGCAAGAUAAUACCAGGCAGGACCAUCACUGACCCAGAUAUACUGGAGGCCAGUAAUGUGGACUGGCUCAAGUCAGUGAGAGGUUUCAGUGAGGUUCUGCUGAGGCCCCAGACUACAGAGGAAGUUUCUCAGAUCCUUGGGUACUGUAACAGUCGUAACCUGGCAGUGAGUCCUCAGGGUGGUAACACAGGGCUGGUGGGAGGCAGUGUUCCUGUCUAUGAUGAGAUCAUCCUCUCUACCGCUCUCAUGAACAAUGUCCUCAACUUCGACUCUGUCUCCGGUAUUCUGUCGUGCCAAGCAGGUUGUGUGUUGGAGAACCUGUCUCUUUACCUAGAGGACAGGGACUACAUCAUGCCUCUGGACCUGGGGGCAAAGGGAAGCUGCCAUGUAGGAGGCAACGUGUCCACUAACGCUGGAGGACUGAGGCUGCUACGCUACGGAUCCCUACGAGGGACAGUAUUAGGACUAGAGGUGGUGCUAGCAGACGGGAGGGUCCUAGACUGCCUAGCCAGCCUGAGGAAGGACAACACAGGAUAUGACCUCAAACAGCUGUUCAUCGGGUCAGAGGGCACACUGGGGGUCAUCACCGCCGUAACCAUCCUGUGUCCACGGAAACCUAAAGCCGUCAACGUGGCCUUCCUGGGCUGUGAAAGUUUUGAGCAGCUGCUGCAGACCUUCCAGCUGUGUAGAGGCAUGCUGGGAGAGAUCCUCUCAGCCUUUGAGUUCCUGGACAGAGAGUGUAUGAGACUGCUGAACACACACCUGAAACUGGCUAACCCCAUCACAGACUGUCCGUUCUACAUCGUCAUAGAAACGUCCGGCUCUAACCCCACCCACGAUGAGGAGAAGUUGCACCAGUUUCUGGAGGAGGCCAUGACAUCAUCCCAGGUUAUCGACGGGACUGUAGCAACGGAGGAGGCCAAAAUCAAGGCUCUCUGGUCACUGCGUGAGCGGGUAACAGAGGCUUUAACUCAUGAUGGUUUCACAUAUAAAUACGACAUCUCACUUCCUGUGGAACGGAUCUACCAGCUGGUCACAGAUAUGAGAGAACACCUAGGAGACAGAGCCAAGAGUGUGGUGGGAUACGGACACGUUGGUGAUGGUAACCUCCACCUCAACAUCACCUCUCCUACCAAAGAUCCCGACCUCCUGGCGUCCAUCGAACCCUUUGUCUAUGAGUGGACGGCCCGUUUCCAGGGCAGCAUCAGCGCAGAGCACGGCCUGGGCCUGAAGAAGAGGAACUAUAUUUACUACAGUAAAGCCAGCCUGGCUGUCGCUCUGAUGGGGAACAUUAAAACCAUGUUAGAUCCCAAAGGCAUUCUCAACCCUUAUAAGACCCUGCCGGACGACCUGCAAUGACCAUAUUGCUCCUUCCCUGAUUAACUUAAACACCUGACCUGACCUUCACUCAACUCUCAUAAGACACUACCAGUUGACCUUUCACCCUGCACGACCAUACCCGAUGAACUCAAUGAACCCUGACCAAAACCCCCCUCCAGACUACAGACUCAGACCACCUCCACUGUUGACUCCAGGGCCCAGUUUCACAAAACCUUCUUAACAAGAAAUGUCUUACUUUUUUGCAUAAGAAGUAUUUUGUGAAUCUGGGCCCAGGUCUCUGGUAGGGUGUUAUUGUUGUACUGUACUGUAAGGCUUGUCUAGGCUAGGAUCUCACUUUGUCGGCAGUGCACGUUUUAAAGGCAAUGUUUACGAGUUCACAGAGAUCACGUUCACAGUAUACCCUGCAUAUGUCUGCUCAAUCGGAAAUUACCUUAAGUGGCGCAUUGUCCAAAUCCGCUAUCGGAUUGAAUCCCGGCCCUAGUGAACUACCUCUGAUACGCAACUCUACCCUGCACUGAUGAGGCCCCAGUAGAACAGUCUGAUAACCGUGGCCAUAGUUCUCUCAUUGUACAAGUGUCUGAUCAACUUCUAAUGUAAGUAUAAUCUGUGUACAUUCAUUGUAAAUAGAGCAGAUUAUAAUUGUUUUACCUAAUCAGUUUAUUAUUUUACCACCAGAAUUGAAGGCAGCAGAUGGUGUUUGGUAACAGUGCAGAUAGUUUUAUUACAUGUCAAAUAUAUAUAUAUAUUUUUUUAUAUAUAAUAUUUUUUUUUUCUUCUUCAAAUGUACAGCAACAACAUAAGCUCAUUUUGUGAAUGAAUACUGAAUCUCUAAAAGCUAGAUGGUUGGUUGGUUCUUUUUAUGUAAAUAAUUGUGCAUGCUUGUUUCCCCAAAAGGACCCAUAGAUGCCCAAUUCCAAAUUGACCCUUAUCCCAUACACUAUAAGCAAUAUGGUGGCUGCACCUGGCCCUCUGAUGUUAAAAGCUCAGUGGAGUUCUCCUUUUUCGAUCUUGUUCUGAGGGCAGAAUAAAUGUGAUUGGUUGGAUGUAGGCAGAGUUUGCAGCAACAGGUGAAUGUCAAAUAAAGAAAGGCUUGUUAGGUGUUAAAACAAUUAAUGUUAUUCAGCCUUUAUUUAACCAGGCAAGUAAGUUAAGAACAAAUUCUUAUUUACAAUGCCGGCCAAACCCGGACGACGCUGGACCAAUUGUGCGCCCCCCUAUAGGACUCCUAGUCACGGCCGGUUGUGAUACAGCCUGGAUUCCAACCAAAGUGUCUGUAGUGACGCCUCUAGCACUGAGAUGCAGUACCUUAGACCGCUGCGCCACUUGGGAGCGGUGGAGGGUGUACAGAAUUAGUUUUGACACACAAGGUCACUAGUUCGAAUCCCAGUGUGGUUUCAGUUCACUAACCCAACAUACUUAACCAAUCACAUUCCCAAUCUACUGUCAUUCUGACAGACUUUACUGAACAGCGUUAUAUAUGUGCAGUAAAAAGACUGAUGGCUCCCCCUAGUGGCGCAAUGGACUAGGUACAGGGACCACAAGGUCACGUUCUGAUCUUGUUGAUUCCCUGAUGUUCAAAUCUCAGUGGUUGUUUUUCUAAUUCCAUUCAUAUUGCUUGCUUUAACGUAACCAAUCACAUUCGUUAGCUGCCCUCUGAAUAAGGGCUGGAUUAAUUCCGUGUAGUGGAAGAUCCGCGUUAAAAUGUGAAGGUCAUUUCCGAUUGAGUCGACAUAUGCAGCGUUUACCGCAUUGUUUUACGUCAGGUAGGGAGACGAUUCGGCAUGCACUGAUAUUGGUUGAUGGACAAGCGACGCGGAGUGCUGACGCCAUCUGACGUGAGACAAUGGUGUUUACCGUGAAUAUUGUCUCCCGAGAACUCAGGAACGUUACCUUUAAAUUUCAAUCGAGCUCUAACAUGGAUCUUCCGCGAUACGGAUCUAAUCCAGCCCCUAGAAAUACACUAAUCUGUCUUUAAAACACAUUUUCUCUCUUGACCUCCUUGAGUAGAUAGAAGUUGCCUGAUACAGGGUCUGAUAUGUCAUCCCCGUAGUGGUUACGGUUAGGAUGUGGAUAGUAUGGUAAUCUGAUUAUAGAUCUGUGGUUAGGGGAAACUUCCGCCUGGAACCUUAAUUGAGCGACUCCUGUUAACUUCAGUACCAGUGUGAAAACAGAUCACUUUACAGAGUCUUAUAGAGGGGCUCAAGGUUAAAAACCUCGGUACUAGUACAACCUUAUUACAAAUAAAUUCCUUACAAAUUUAAGGUCAGAAUUCAAUCCAGUCAGUUACACCUCCGACCCCCAAAAGGAGCAACGUGUUUUUCAACUAACCAGGCUACUGCGGGUCUGAUUUAAUCCUGGCUUUUCCUGUAAAACAUUCUCUCAAAAGGAACCAGUCUGUUUCCUAUGCGUUGGCGAUCCUGUCCACUAAUCCCGAUCAGGUAAAGUCCUGGCUGAGCAGAAUCAUUAGGUACAUGUGAUUAAACUUGCCUGACACUCUGGCAGGGCCGGUUCCAGGCAUAAAUUACAUGAGUGGGCAGUAAGGGCCUCCAGGAUCCCCCCCAAAACAGGAACUCAGCCGGGUCUCAAUUUACUAUUGAGAGUAAGAAUAGUAGAAUAUACCAGCUGCAAUUUAGAAAUGUUGGUGUGCAACAGCAGUCUCUCUUAUGUCAGUCGCUGACAGUCACUCAAUUAACCAUGUCAGCUAGUCUAGCCAGCUAUCUAAACCAAAUACCGACAGGGCACAUGCAGGGGGGCCCCAUUGAUUUGUUUGUCAUUUGUUUGUCAUAGUGGUUAGAGCGUUGGUCUAGUAACCAAAAGGUUGCAAGUUUGAAUCCCUGAGCUGACAAGGUACAAAUCUGUCGUUCUGCCCCUGAACAGGCAGUUAACCCACUGUUCCUAGGCCGUCAUUGAAAAUAAGAAUUAGUUCUUAACUGACUUGCCUAGUAAAAUUAAAAUAUAUCAUAUGAACAUGACAUCCAGCAGAUGCUAAAUGACAAAAAGCGACUUAGUAUCCAGAGUGACUUACAGAAUACAAUUCCAGACCUUUUCUACUUCCCCGUAGUCAGAUGAACUCGUGGAUGCCAUGUGUGUCUACGUGCCGUUUGAAGGCAGUUAUUAACGAGCAUUAGUGCGAUUGCUAGCCAGAAUUAGCACCUGCUAGUACCUUAGACUAGUUAGCAUUGACAACCUCCAACUGACUUCAUACGGGUUGCAGAGACAUACAAAUGGUAUCCAACUCUGGGGAGGGAGAUAAAGGGCUUCAUUGGUAAAAUACAGAAAGAUCCCUUUAAGUACCUGUGAUUGUUUAAUUAAAAUGGUCAAAAAUA